This is a messenger RNA of Hymenoscyphus albidus, 6469 nucleotides long. NCBI's taxonomy places the organism in Eukaryota, Fungi, Ascomycota, Leotiomycetes, Helotiales, Helotiaceae. The record is from the annotation of a GenBank genome assembly.
CCAACCCAAAAUUACCUAGGUAAGGUUAGGUAGUUCGUAGAGCUUGCAAUUGAGGCAAGAACCACCUACAGUCGAUUACUCUGUACUCGUACUUGAGGACAUCCCACGAGUAAGACUAUCGCUCCUCCCUAAUACAUACGUCUUGUCCCUUCUACUCUUUCAACAAAGUCCGACUUCCCCAAAUCAUCUUCACCCUCCCUCCGUCCCGCCUACCUUUUCUGAAAACUUGUUGGAUUCUGCCAUUCAUUCUCCUCCCGGCAGCGCCUUCCUAUCUCCCUCACACAAGACUUCUAGAAAAAAAGAAUCUACAACGCCCAUUACGACCACACCCCUCACACAACACGAAUUGUCUCCUCCUCUCGAAAUCCGUUAUACCCCUCCCCAUUAAUUUCGAGUCGUCUUCGGACGCAAAAAUAUACCCAUCAUGCGUCCCGAAAUUGAGCAGGAGCUCGCCCACACCCUCCUCGUUGAACUGCUAGCAUACCAGUUUGCCUCGCCUGUGCGAUGGAUUGAAACACAAGAUGUCAUUUUGGCAGAAAAGACUACGGAGAGAAUCGUCGAGAUCGGUCCUGCAGAUACCCUUGGUGUGAUGGCCAAGCGGACGCUGGCCUCCAAGUACGAAGCAUACGAUGCAGCCAAAUCGGUUCAGCGACAAAUUCUCUGCUACAACAAGGACGCAAAAGAAAUCUACUAUGAUGUUGACCCAGUUGAGGAUGAGCCUGCGCCAGCUGCCACCUCCAGCAACGCACCAUCUUCAUCCUCCUCCCCAGUGUCCGCCCCAGUUGCAGUUUCUGCCCCAGCACCCAGCGCUGGACCAGCUGCACAGGUUCCAGAUGCUCCAGUCGGAGCAAUUGAUAUUGUGCGUGCCUUGAUUGCACAAAAGCUAAAGAAACCUCUUUUGGAGAUUCCUCUUAGCAAAGCCAUCAAAGACCUCGUCGGUGGUAAGUUGACCCCCCAUUGCAGAUUUCAAAACCACCAGCAUACUAAUUGCUUUUCCGCGCAGGUAAAUCAACACUUCAAAACGAAAUCCUAGGUGAUCUGGGUAAAGAAUUUGGAUCUACACCAGAAAAGCCAGAAGAUACUCCUCUUGAUGAGUUAGGAGCUGCCAUGCAAGCAACCUUCAAUGGUCAGCUUGGAAAGCAAUCCUCUUCAUUAGUCGCCCGAUUGAUCUCCUCCAAGAUGCCUGGUGGCUUCAACAUUACAGCAGCUCGCAAAUACUUGGAAACCAGAUGGGGUCUUGCCAGUGGACGACAAGAUGGUGUCUUACUCUUGGCGCUGACCAUGGAGCCUCCAGCUCGUUUGGGUGCGGAAAAUGAUGCGAAGGCUUUCCUGGAUGAAGUCUCCCAAAAAUACGCAACCAACGCGGGUAUCAGCUUGUCAACACCUGCUGCGGGUGGCGAUGCUGGUGCUGCGGGUGGCGGAAUGAUGAUGGAUCCUGCUGCUCUCGAUGCCUUAACCAAAGACCAGCGGGCUCUGUUCAAACAGCAGCUGGAGUUAUUUGCAAGAUAUUUGAAGAUGGAUCUUCGCGCUGGGGAGAAGGCCUUCAUUGGCUCUCAGCAAUCUUCGCAAGCUCUGCAAUCGCAAUUGGAUUUGUGGAAUGUUGAACAUGGAGAAUUCUAUGCCGCAGGAAUUGAACCAGUUUUCAGUCAGCUCAAGGCACGAGUGUACGAUUCUUCUUGGAAUUGGGCUCGUCAGGAUGCGCUCACCAUGUUCUACGACAUUAUUUUCGGACGUUUGCAAGCCGUCGAUCGUGAGAUCGUCAGCCAGUGCAUUCGCAUCAUGAAUCGAUCAAAUCCUACGUUGGUGGAUUUCAUGCAAUACCAUAUCGACAACUGCCCUACAGAGCGCGGAGAAACGUACAAACUCGCCAAGGAGCUCGGUCAACAACUUAUUGACAACUGCAAAGACACCUUGAAUGUCUCCCCUGUCUACAAGGAUGUCGCAAUUCCAACUGCUCCCCACACCACGAUCGAUGCUCGUGGAAAUCUCGAAUAUGCAGAGGUUCCCCGCACUAGCGUUCGAAAGCUCGAGCAUUAUGUGCGGGAGAUGGCUGAAGGAGGAAAGAUUUCCGAGUAUGGUAACCGCACCAAAGUUCAAAAUGAUCUUGGCCGCAUCUACAAGCUCAUCAAGCAACAACACAAGCUUUCCAAAUCCUCCCAAUUGCAAAUCAAGUCCCUCUAUGGCGACGUCAUUCGAUCUUUGGCCAUGAGCGAGGGUCAAAUCAUCCCCAAAGAGCAUGCAAAUGGGAAGAUGAAUGGCGCCAAGAAAUCUCCACGAACCACCGUUCCUGGCAAGACUGGCAAGGUCGAGACCAUUCCUUUCCUUCAUUUGAAGAGAAAGGACGAGCACGGAUGGGAAUACAGCAAGAAGCUUACCGGCAUGUAUCUUGAUGGUUUAGCACAAGCAGCCAAAUCUGGUGUCACUUUCCAGGGCAAGAAUGCACUGAUGACCGGUGCCGGAGCAGGCUCCAUUGGUGCCGAUGUGCUACAGGGUCUGAUCAGUGGCGGUGCCAAGGUCGUUGUUACCACCAGCCGUUUCUCGCGAGAAGUUACAGAGUACUACCAGUCCAUGUAUGCUCGCUAUGGUUCUCGUGGCUCCCAGCUGAUUGUUGUCCCAUUCAACCAAGGAAGCAAGCAGGAUGUUGAGGCAUUGGUUGAGUACAUCUAUGAUACCAAGAAAGGUCUCGGCUGGGAUUUGGACUUCAUCAUUCCUUUCGCAGCUAUCCCUGAAAAUGGUCGCGAGAUUGACAGCAUCGACUCAAAAUCCGAGCUUGCUCAUCGUAUCAUGUUGACUAACCUUCUCCGCCUUCUUGGAUGCGUCAAGACUCAGAAGGCUGAGCGUGGAUUUGAAACUCGGCCUGCCCAAGUUGUCUUGCCAUUGUCGCCCAACCACGGUACCUUUGGUAACGAUGGUCUCUACUCCGAGUCUAAGCUGGCUUUGGAAACUCUCUUUAACAGAUGGCACUCUGAGAACUGGGGUAACUUCCUCACUAUUUGCGGUGCUGUUAUUGGCUGGACUCGUGGUACGGGUCUUAUGUCUGGUAACAACAUUGUUGCUGAGGGUGUCGAGGCAUAUGGUGUUCGUACCUUCUCUCAGCAAGAAAUGGCCUUCAACUUGCUCGGUCUCAUGUCGCCAACCCUUGUUGAUCUUUGCCAAGGCGAGCCUGUAUUCGCUGAUCUUAACGGUGGUCUGCAAUUCAUUCCAGAUCUGAAGAACCUGAUGACCAAGUUGCGAAAGGAUAUCAUGGAGACCAGCGAGGUUCGUCAAGCUGUCACCAAGGAAACAGCUAUUGAGAACAAGAUUGUCAAUGGUGAGGAUAGCGAGGCCUUGUACAAGAAGGUUACCAUUGAGCCUCGUGCAAACAUCAAGUUUGACUUCCCUGCUCUUCCAAGCUGGAAGAAGGUAAUCGAACCACUCAACGAGAACCUCAAGGGUAUGGUUGAUCUUGAGAAAGUGGUUGUUGUCACCGGGUUUGCAGAAGUUGGACCAUGGGGUAACUCACGUACUCGAUGGGAGAUGGAAGCCUAUGGCCAAUUUUCUCUUGAGGGGUGUGUUGAGAUGGCCUGGAUCAUGGGUCUCAUUAAGAAUCACAACGGCCCAAUUAAGGGCAAGCAAUAUGCCGGUUGGGUUGACGCCAAAUCAGGAGAUCCUGUUGAUGACAAGGACAUCAAGAGCAAAUACGAGAAGCACAUCCUCGCUCACUCUGGUAUCCGUCUUAUCGAGCCUGAGCUUUUCAAGGGAUACGAUCCUAACAAGAAGCAACUUCUUCAAGAGGUGGUCAUUGAGGAAGACCUUGAGCCAUUUGAGACUUCAAAGGAGACAGCCGAAGAGUUCCGACGUGAGCAUGGUGAGAAGGCAGAAAUUUUCGAAAUCCCUGAAUCUGGCGAGUACAUCGUCCGCAUGAAGAAGGGUGCCACCCUUCUCAUCCCCAAGGCCUUGAAAUUCGAUCGCCUUGUCGCUGGUCAAAUUCCAACUGGCUGGGACGCCAAGAAAUAUGGUAUUCCAGACGACAUCAUCUCCCAAGUCGACCCUGUUACCUUGUUCGUACUUGUCUGCACGGUCGAAUCACUGUUGGCGUCUGGUAUCACUGAUCCAUAUGAAUUCUACAAGUAUGUUCACAUUUCCGAAGUUGGUAACUGUAUUGGUUCUGGUAUUGGUGGAACAAAUGCUCUCCGAGGCAUGUACAAGGACCGUUACCUCGAUAAGCCUCUUCAGAAGGAUAUUCUCCAGGAGUCUUUUAUCAACACCAUGAGUGCUUGGGUCAACAUGUUGCUCAUCUCAUCUACCGGUCCUAUCAAGACCCCAGUUGGUGCUUGUGCAACAUCUGUCGAAUCCGUUGAUAUUGGUUACGAGACCAUCUUGGAGGGCAAGGCACGCGUCUGCUUUGUUGGUGGAUUUGAUGACUUCCAAGAGGAAGGUUCUUACGAAUUUGCCAACAUGAAAGCAACAAGCAACGCUGUAGAUGAGUUCGCGCACGGACGUACACCCAAGGAGAUGUCAAGACCUACCACCACCACCAGAAAUGGUUUCAUGGAAUCUCAAGGUUGUGGUAUCCAAGUCAUCAUGACUGCCAAACUUGCUCUUGAUAUGGGUGUUCCAAUUUACGGUAUCCUUGGUUUGACCACCACUGCUACCGAUAAGAUUGGACGAUCCGUACCAGCACCUGGACAGGGUGUUCUUACAACAGCUCGUGAGAAUCCUGGCAAAUUCCCAUCUCCUCUGCUGGACAUCAAAUACCGUCGAAGACAAAUUGAGCACCGAAAGAAGAACAUCAAGCAAUGGCAAGAGUCGGAGCUGGAAUUCCUUCACGAAGAGGUUGCAGCUAUGAAAGCACAAGGUGGUGAAUUCAACGAGACCGAGUAUGCUCAAGAGCGUGCAAAUCACAUUGAACGUGAGGCAGCUCGUCAAGAGCGUGAGGUUCUUAACAGUCUUGGAAACUCCUUCUGGAAGAAAGACCCCUCGAUUGCCCCUCUUCGUGGUGCUCUCGCAACAUGGGGCCUUACGAUUGAUGACCUUGAUGUCGCAUCUUUCCACGGUACUUCUACAGUAGCAAACGACAAGAAUGAAUCAUCGGUUAUUUGCCAACAGCUGAAGCACCUUGGCCGAAAGAAGGGCAACGCUGUUAUGGGUAUCUUCCAAAAAUACUUGACUGGUCAUCCAAAGGGUGCUGCCGGUGCCUGGAUGAUGAACGGGUGCUUGCAGGUAUUGAACAGUGGUUUGGUUCCAGGCAACCGAAAUGCCGACAACGUCGAUCAAGUCAUGGAACAAUUCGACUACAUCGUGUACCCAAGCAAGAGUAUUCAAACUGAUGGCAUCAAGGCUUUCUCCGUCACCUCCUUCGGUUUCGGUCAAAAGGGUGCUCAAGCAAUUGGUAUCCACCCCAAGUACUUGUUCGCUACGCUCGACGAAGCUACUUAUGAAGCAUACUCUGCCAAGGUAGAGUCAAGACAGAAGCGAGCAUACAGAUACUUCCACAAUGGAUUGAUCACCAACACCUUGUUCGUUGCUAAGAACGAGUCGCCAUACACUGACGCUCAACAAGGUGAGGUAUUCUUGAACCCAGAUGCUCGUGUAUCUAUCGAUAAGAAGACUUCUGCUCUUACAUAUGCUCCAAACUUCGCCAAAAACAUCCCAAAAAAGUCAAAUGCUGCCAGUACCAGACAAAUGGUCGAGUCAUUGGCCAAAGGUGCAGCAACUGCAAAUACCAAGGUCGGUGUUGACAUAGAGGACAUUUCCGCAAUCAACAUUGAGAACGACACCUUCAUUCAGCGAAACUUUACCGACAAGGAGCAGGCAUACUGUCUCAACGCUCCAUCUCCACAGGCAUCGUUCGCUGGAAAAUGGAGUGCCAAGGAGGCUGUCUUCAAGUCGCUCGGUGUAUCGAGCAAGGGCGCUGGAGCUCCAUUGAAGGAAAUUGAAAUCACCAAUAAUGACAAGGGUGCACCAAUCGUCGUGGUAAGUUCUACCAUACUCUCAGUUGACAAAUAAUUAUGCUAAUAUUAUCGUCAGCUCCACGGUGACGCUGCCACAGUUGCUAAGAAGGCCGGUGUCAGAGAAGUUAGCAUCUCCAUCUCACACUCUGACAGCCAAGCUAUCGCCAUUGCCAUUGCCUCAUUCUAGAGAGAUGCAAUUUUUGGGACAUUUGGGGAGUUAUUCUUGUACAUUUCAUGAGCUUCUAUUUUGUCUUAAUUUGCUUUUGUGCAUUGCCUUGGCACAUGAAUUGGCAUGGGGGAUAUGCGUAUGGCGUAUGUCCUGUAUCCUUCCUUUCUUCCGUGUGGAUUUGUAAAGAUGGGAUGAAUGAAAUUCGGGGAUGGGCAUGGGACUUUCGUUGGGAUGGGAUUAGAUGGGGAGACUCAAGAUAGAUGAUUAGCAUGAGAUGAAGAUGAAGAUGAGAGAUCACAGUUAGUUACGCCUUCUGGGAGGCUAACUGACUGAAUGUGGAGAGUACAUAAUUUUGGGGCGAUUAGAG